This is a messenger RNA of Cyphellophora europaea CBS 101466, 885 nucleotides long. Its product is annotated as eukaryotic translation initiation factor 3 subunit G. The record is from RefSeq and is a predicted model, not a curated record. NCBI's taxonomy places the organism in Eukaryota, Fungi, Ascomycota, Eurotiomycetes, Chaetothyriales, Cyphellophoraceae. Gene Ontology annotation, cellular component: eukaryotic translation initiation factor 3 complex; cytoplasm. Bases 1 to 885 code for a protein of 294 amino acids. Gene Ontology annotation, molecular function: translation initiation factor activity; RNA binding. The transcript is spliced from 2 exons.
AUGCUAACCAGCGAAAACAGGUGGGCUGACGAAUACCUCGACGAUGCCGACACCGACACACUCCCCGCUCCCUCCGUGACAACCGGCCCCGACGGCACCAAGACGACCGUCAGCUACAAAUGGAAUGACGACGGCAAGAAAGUAAAAGUCACCACCAAGACCAAGACAGUCGUGCACCGCGAGCGCGUGAACCCCGCGAUCGCAGAGCGGCGCGCGUGGGCCAAGUUCGGCCUCGAGAAGGGCAAAGGCAAAGGCCCGCAGCCCGACACCACUUCGGUGGGCGAGAACAUCGUCUUCCGCCCCUCGCGCGACUGGAAGGCCGUGCAGGCGGCCGAGGCCAAGGAAGGCGGCGGCAAGGCCGAGGAGAAGAGCCUGAAGGAGCAGCUAAGAGACAAGAAGGUCAAGUGCCGUAUCUGUCAGGGCGAGCAUUUCACCGCGAGAUGUCCUUUCAAGGACACCAUGGCUCCGGCUGAUGAUGGCACUACUCCUGCGGCGGACCCCAUGGCGGACGAGGGCGAGGGCGAGCCGGCCAAGGGUGGUUUGGGCGUCGGUGGCAGCUCAUACGUGCCGCCGCAUAUGCGCAAGGGCGCGGCCGGGGCCGGCGAGCGGAUGGGUGGCAAGUUCGAGAGAGAUGAUCUCGCGACGCUGAGAGUUACGAAUGUAUCCGAGUUGGCCGAGGAGCAGGAGAUGCGCGACAUAUUCGAGCGCUUCGGCAGAGUGACCCGAGUGUUUUUGGCAAAGGACAGAGAGACUGGCAGAGCCAAGGGCUUUGCUUUCAUCUCUUUUGUCGACCGGGCGGACGCGGCGAAUGCGUGCGACCGGCUGGAUGGCUUUGGCUACAAGCAUCUCAUUCUCAAGGUCGAGUUCGCGAAGAAGCAGGCUUGA